This is a messenger RNA of Cyanidioschyzon merolae strain 10D, 834 nucleotides long. RefSeq lists its product as hypothetical. NCBI's taxonomy places the organism in Eukaryota, Rhodophyta, Bangiophyceae, Cyanidiales, Cyanidiaceae. The coding region runs from base 1 to 834 and encodes 277 amino acids. The record is from RefSeq and is a predicted model, not a curated record. The transcript has a single exon.
AUGCCAAGCUGCUACCUCUUUCUGGUAGCGAUUCUGGUGUUCACAGUGAAAUUAUGUGAGGCGAUCGCUUUGGAAGACGACUUUUGUACGACAUGGCCUUCGGUUUCGGGCCUGAGGUACUGGUUGCGAACCAGAGACGCGCGUUGUCUGCGCCAGCAACUUGCUCGCGUGCUCGGCUAUGGUGUUGUGGCCGGUGCAGCGCUCGUGAAACUUCCGCAGUUGUUGCGCAUCCUACAGAACCGGUCCGCCGCUGGAAUUUCCGUGGCGACCUACUUGGUCGAGUCUUUUGGUUACGCGUACAACCUGGCCUAUCACUAUCGAGCGGGCUAUCCGUUCUCAACAUAUGGUGACUUUGUGCUGCUUGGCGUGCAGAACUGCCUCAUCAUGGCGCUCAUCUUUUACUUCAACAACCAAUGGUUCCCUCUGGGCCUCCUGACGCUGUCUUCGUAUAUCACGGCAACAGUAGUUGCUAGCUGGUCCCAGCGCGCUGUGCCGCUCGCGGUUCUCGAACGGUUGUGUAGCUUGAACCUUGCGAUCGUCAUCGGUAGUCGUUUACCGCAAAUCCUGGCGAAUGCGCGAAGAAAACAUACUGGAUCUCUGAGUUUGGCGACGUGUCUGGGGCUUUUCGGAGGAGCAACUGCCCGAGUAUUCACGACGAUGCAGCAGGUGCAGAACCAUACGAUUCUCGUCGGAUACCUUGCGAGCGCAUUUCUUAACGGUAUCCUGGUGGCUCAGAUUCUCAUGUAUCGGAAGCAGACUAGAACAACACCCGAGGUUAGCGGUGCUACCAUGCAGGAGACGCGAGCACGCCCACGCAAAUCGAAGACGUCGUAG